Molecule: messenger RNA, 3372 nt
Organism: Monomorium pharaonis (pharaoh ant)
Lineage: Eukaryota; Metazoa; Arthropoda; Insecta; Hymenoptera; Formicidae
Product: serologically defined colon cancer antigen 8 homolog
Exons: 9
Coding region: 769-3303 (844 amino acids)
Biological process (GO): tube formation; centrosome cycle; establishment of cell polarity
Cellular component (GO): centriole; centrosome
Source: RefSeq, a predicted model, not a curated record
AUUUUUUCUAUAAUUUAUCUCUUUAAUUCUUAACGAAAUAUUUUAACUAAGAGAAAUAACAAAUUAAGAAGUAGAUAAAAAAACAAAAGAGAAAGCCGCAAACUGAAAGUAGUUAAUCUAUUCAAUCGAUUCAAUUAAUCUAUUCAAUUACACGGUUACUUCGGUGUUGCAACUUUUAAAUUUUAAUGUGGUUCCGAUUUAAUUAAGAAAAGAAUUAUGAAAUAAUUAUCAAAAAGAUUGCGAAACUAAUUAUAAUUUAAUACUGUUUCCUAAUUAUCUCCUUGAAACAGAAAUGUGUUUGUAAAUAGUUUCUUAACAAAAACUUUGUGCCCCACGAACGUCGUCGUCGUCGACGUUGCACAUUGUUGAUCGUUCUGUUUCCAUAGGAAUUCUCCAGCGGGACAUGAAAAGGGAUCGAGCGAUAGCACCAGCAUUCGCCCACCCUUUCGUUCCAUCGUUACCGAAGGUAUGCUUUAUCAUCCAAGGUAUGCUCCGGGUUAAUAAGUCACGGAACGCGUACAUGUUCGGUGGUGGUACGGUGCCACUUGUCCCCGCAAAGGGGUCUACAAAGAUCGAAUGGUACCAUCGCACGCGAUCCACUACCAGGCUCCUCCAGUUACAAUGUUGAGGCACCCUUGUUCGAUUUUCUUCGUCGACUUCUCUUGGCCGGGGAGAACCAUAUCAUUGAUUGGCUGGUCGGCCGACCGAUGUGCGUUCUUAGAGGGUGAAGCGAAGAGUUGCCUGACAAAGGGGUAGAACGUGCUCAGAAUGCUGGCGACGAACAGCGCCUACGGUUGCCGCGAUUGUCACCCCUUCGUAUCUGACAGCGUAACGAGCAUCGAUACCAUCGGCAACCCGGGUACGACACGUUCGAAAUUCUAUCCAAGAAUCACAGCCAAAUUGAAAACAUUACCUGGUAUAAGUAGUUACACGGAUCCGGCGUGCAUUGCACGUAUGAAGCGAUUGAGGAACAGAAAAACAAAUGGACUUUCAAAGUUGGAUCUAAGCAAGAGGAAACCAGCGGAUUAUAUGGAGCUUGCAUAUAGGGAAGCUAUCUCAAAACUGAAGUAUCUGUUAGCUGAAUCGUACGCUCCAACUGGAAUGUCCAGAACAAAGCAGCGAAGUGUUCGAAGUAUAUAUAAAAGCAGUAACCCGCGAAUUAGUGAAUCUGGAGAAGACACAGAUGAUCAAAGUAUGAUUAGCGAUAGUUUCCGAAGAAAGGAUCUCUCCAGAAACACAUUUCUAAAUACCUUCCCACCUCUCUCGAAAACUAUUCAAUCAUCAAAGGCAUAUAGUAAUAUAGCAUUGUCAAGAGCCGAUCUUCAGUCCAUUCCUCCAGAGUUAACGUCCUUUAUUGAACGGCAGGAGGAUUACAUAGAACAACUGGAACGGGAGUCUCAAUACUGUAGAGAUGAACUUAUUAAUCUGCUAAGCAAAGUUCGCGAGGUCGUAGUCGAAAACGAGACGUUGCACAGCAAGAAUCAGGUUGCAUUGUCCAAAUGCAUUCUCCAGGAUCAUAAAGAUCGCUGUGGGAAUACGAAUCACGAGUGUCACAAGGAAGAUGCGGGCGGUCACGUUGAUAAUACAUUAGAGUGCAAACGGGAAAAGUUCUUGGAAGGACCUAGUAUAAUAUUCGAGUCGAGAAUCAGCGAGCUGGAGGCGCAAUUGACCCAGGCGAAAUUGGAGUUACGAAAGGCGCAGGAGGAGAAUCAGGUGAACCUGAAACGUUUGUCCGAAAGUGGCUCAAGCGAGAGCAAUGUCGAAUUGAAGGCCGAAUUGGAUAAAGCUCUACGCGCCAAGUACGAGUCUGAGAUGAAGCUGGAGGAAUUGCAAAAGCUGCUGUCGGUCGCGCGGGACAAGGAAACCGAGGCGACGCAGAGAGCGAGACGGUCCAUGGGCGACAGGCAGGAAAUCGAGUUUGAGAGGAACCAGAGCGAAUUGGAAAUUCGAAGAUUGAAGGACGAGUUGGAGAGACAACACGAAAAGCUACGGGAAGCUGCACAGGACGCGAACAGACGUAUAACCGAAGAGAGGCAGCAAGUGGAGCGUCGGUACAAUCAGCAAAUCGAGCAGCUCACCGCCGACAUCGCGAAUCAUUGGGAGGCCACCAAUAAAUCGCAGUUAGAGUCUGAGAAACAGCGGCGAGAGAUAAACGAAUUGAGACGAGAGCUGUCGCAGAAACAAACCGCCAUGGACAAUCUGAAGAAGGAAUUACAGAACAAGAUAUCAACCCUGCAGAGCGAUUUGAAUCAAAUGUUAAGCGAGAAAGACGCGGCGGAACAAGAGAUCUUAACCGGCAAACUGGCGGCCGAACGAAGCGACAGGCAGGCUCGUCAAGAGCAGAGCAGAUUGCAGGCAGAAAUAAAUUCGUACAAGCAGCGUUUGGAAAGAGCGGACGCUGAUCUGGUACAUUGCAGACGAGAAAAUCUACGACUGUCGGAGCAAAUAGCAUCUUUGGAAAAAGAAAUCAGUAUGAGUAAAAUGGUACGAUCCGAAGAGAAUCGUAGCGAAACUACGCCUAGAUUGGAAAACGAGAAGGAAUUAGCGUCUAUGAUAAUGGAUAUGGAGACUAAACAUGCUGCCACGGUGGCGGGCCUAGAAGACGCCCUGAGUAAUCAGGCCACGCUCGUCUCGAGAUUGACCGCCGAAUGCCAAUCUCUCACACAGCGUUUGGAAGCUAACAAUCUUAAACACAAGGAAGAAAUGGCCGGCUUACAAAGUAACAUAGAACACUUGUCAAGUAAAAUACAAGGCAGCCUUGUAAGUCACGCAGGAGGAAUUGCUACGGAAGCUAACGAUGGUACUGGAGCUUUUCAUUAUAACGCUACGAUGGAUUCAGUAGUCUCGCCGCAUACGAACGGGUUAGCAGUCGGUGCUCAAGAAUCGCAAAUGACGCAUCAGGGAUAUGAUACGAGCGGUCAACAAGUAGCGGGUGAGGAUCGGUCAGAAAUGUAUUCAAAUGCGCCGAAAAGAAACGACGAAAUGCAGGGCGACUUGUACGGCUUGUCGAGCGAUCAUACCGGUGCGAUACAAAAUAACUUUGUACCGAAUACAAUGGAAGCUGCCGAGAUGUAUCAGCAGCAAGGAGACGCCCGUAAUAAUGAGGUGUACGCAACGAACGAUUCAAAUAUGGAGACUUAUAUGAUGGAGCAUGAUCAUAAUCAAUACGAUGAAUACGAUCCUUCACAGUAUCCGGAAGAACAGUAUGUUACUGACAACCAAUAUAGCGUGAUGGGUGAACAGUCGGAAAGUAAUCAGGCUAACUCCGAUGUAGCCAGAACUAGUACCGAAACUCUGCACUAAUUAAUGUACUCUGUGUAUUAAUAACAUACGCACGUAUAUAUGAGUAAAUACAUAAAGAAUAUAGAAUAA